Messenger RNA from Triticum turgidum subsp. durum (durum wheat), 666 nucleotides. The record is from the annotation of a GenBank genome assembly. Lineage: Eukaryota; Viridiplantae; Streptophyta; Magnoliopsida; Poales; Poaceae.
AUGGCUCCACUGUUCCACGUGGAGGCUCUGCUCCCGAGCUCGAUCUCACCCAAGAUCGACUCCAUCCUCCACUCCCACAUCUACCGGCAGGUAGGUCACGUCUUCCGCGCCGUCGCCAGGUUCAGGGCCCUGCUCGUCGACGUGAUACUCAGCAAGAAGAGGACUGCCGCCGCGAGAGCCGGCGGUGGCGGGUACGGCCACUACGGUCGCUCGACGACGAAGUCGGCGAAGAGGAGCGGCGGCAAGAAGCAGACGAGCAAGAUCGUCGGCUUCGUGAAGAUGCACUUCGUCGGCACCUCCUUCCCGCCAGCUCGAGCGAGGGAUCGGUUGGACGCCAGCCGCGCGCCCUGCUAUUCGUCAUACAACGACUACGAGUACGCGGCGGAGUGGAACGCUGUGGUUCCGGCGACGGCGGCGGCCGUGGAGGAGGAGGUGGUGGAGGUGUGCGACGACACGGCGGAGUGCGGGUACCUGUGUUGGCUGGAGGAGGAGAGGUCGUCGGGUGGCGUGCCGGCGGGCGAGGACGACGGCGCCGAGGCUAGUCCGGCGGUGAACGAGAUCGACAGGCUGGCGGAGAAGUUCAUCGCGAGGUUCCACGCGAAGUUCUUGCUGGAGAAGCAGGAGUCGUACCGGAGGUACCAGGAGAUGAUCGCCAGGAGCAUAUGA